This is a messenger RNA of Elgaria multicarinata webbii, 5055 nucleotides long. It is a transcript of the gene ULK3, whose product is annotated as unc-51 like kinase 3. Gene Ontology annotation, molecular function: ATP binding; protein serine/threonine kinase activity. Gene Ontology annotation, cellular component: phagophore assembly site membrane; autophagosome; phagophore assembly site. The record is from RefSeq and is a predicted model, not a curated record. Bases 68 to 1489 code for a protein of 473 amino acids. Gene Ontology annotation, biological process: reticulophagy; regulation of autophagy; piecemeal microautophagy of the nucleus. The transcript is spliced from 16 exons. NCBI's taxonomy places the organism in Eukaryota, Metazoa, Chordata, Lepidosauria, Squamata, Anguidae.
AGGGUCCCAGAGAGGGGCGGUUUAGGCUCGCACGCCUUGGCCGGUGCAUGGGGUGGUCUCGGCCGGGAUGGCCGCCGGGGCCGGCUGGGCGCCCCCUCAGCUGGAAGACUUCAUCCUGACCGAGAGGCUGGGCAGUGGCACCUACGCCACUGUCUUCAAAGCCUACAGGAAGAAGAACAUCCGGGAGGUGGUGGCCAUCAAGUGCGUGAGCAAGAAGAGCCUGAACAAGGCGUCUGUGGAAAACCUGUUGACAGAGAUCGAGAUCCUCAAAACCAUCCGCCACCCGCACAUCGUGGAGCUGAAAGACUUCCAGUGGAACAAGGACUACAUCUACCUGAUCAUGGAAUUUUGUGCCGGAGGUGACCUGUCUCGCUUCAUCCACACGCGGAGGAUACUCCCGGAGAAGGUGGCUUGCAUAUUCUUGCAGCAACUGGCUUGUGCCUUGAAGUUCCUCCAUGACAAGAACAUCUCCCACUUGGAUUUGAAGCCUCAGAACAUCCUGCUAAGCUCUUUGGACAAACCUCAUCUCAAGCUGGCAGAUUUCGGCUUUGCUCAGCACAUGUCUCCAAGGGAUGAGAAGCACGUGCUCCGGGGGUCACCGCUUUACAUGGCUCCAGAGAUGGUGUGCAGCCGGCAGUACGACGCCCGGGUGGACUUGUGGUCCGUGGGGGUGAUUCUCUACGAAACCCUGUUUGGGCGGCCGCCGUUUGCCUCCAAGUCGUUCACUGAGCUAGAGGAGAAGAUUCGCAGCAAUCAGCCCAUCGAGCUGCCCAGUCGCCCCCGGCUCUCCCCGGAAUGCCGAGACCUCCUGCAGCGCCUCCUGAAGAGGGACCCCCAUCAGCGCAUCUCCUUCAAGGACUUCUUCGCUCACGCUUUCGUGGACCUGGAGCACAUGCCUGGCGCGGAGAGCCUGAGCAAAGCAACCUCUCUCGUAACAGAAGCUGUGAAGAAGGACCAGGAAGGAGAGGCCGCAGCCGCCCUCUCUCUGUAUUCCAAGGCUCUGGAAUACUUUGUCCCCGCCUUGCGGUAUGAGAUUGACGCCUCCAGGAAGGAAGUACUCAGGUCCAAGGUAAACCAAUACGUCUCGCGGGCGGAACAGCUCAAGGUGCUGGUUACCUCGAACAACAAAACCCUCUUGCAGCAGGGCUGUCCUGCCAGGGACAUCUUGAAAGAGAUGUCCAAGGACAAGCCUCGCCUUUACGCCGCUCUGGAGGUGGCGUCUGCUGCAGUUGCGAAGGAGGAGGAGGGUAAAGAUGACUGCGAAACUCUUGAUCUGUACCAGCAGGGCCUGGGUGAAUUGCUGCUAAUGUUAGCUGCUGAGCCUGCCGGAAGGAGACGGGAGCUGCUACAUGCAGAGAUCCAGACACUGAUGGGCCGAGCUGAAUAUCUGAAAGAACAGAUCAAGAUGAAGGAAUCGCAAUGGGAAGCUGCGUCUCUUGGCAAGGAGGGCAUGUCGGAUUCCGUCAGGAGCUCAUGUUCUUUGCAGUGACCCGUAUGCCUGGAUGGUGCCCGGUGGAUCCAGCGCCUCUAACCCCAGGGAGCAACGGACAACCCUCCAACCCUGCCUAGACCCGGUUUACGCAGCAGAGGUUUUUUCGGCCAUUGGUAUGGAAUGCCGUUUGCUCCCUAAAUACACACACAGUCGGAGCAAACGGCAUUUAUAAGCGGGAGGCUGUAUAAAGUGCUGUUGUUUGUACAGUGAAAUUUAUUUCUACCCUGCCUGUUGUAAAAUUUCGUUUUAUUGGCCAACGUUAAGCAACCGUAGAAGAUUUAAAAAGCAUUUAAUAUAUAGGAUUCAAGCUCAGGGCAGGUACAAAACCUUCCGGGUGAUGUACAGUAUAAAAUUGAAGUAGGGACUUUAAAGAGUUUGAUCGUGCCAAGAGGGUCUUUGGUACAAUAUCAAUUUUAGGGACUCUGAUGCGAAGCGAAGGGAGGGGUUUGAACGGAAUUCCUCAUUGUCUUUGUCUAGAACAGCCUUCCUCAACCUGGGGCGCUCCAGAUGUGUUGGACUACAACUCCCAGAAUGCCCCAGCCAGCUGGCUGGGGCAUUCUGGGAGAUGCAGUCCAACACAUCUGGAGCGCCCCAGGUUGAGGAAGGCUGGUCUAGAAGCUGCUUACCAAUUUAUUCUGGUGUGGGAAGUGUGCUUAUUGCAUAAAGCUGAUGGGGGAAGAGAUGGGGGGGAAACCAUGCUGCCCUGUCCGGCCAUUGCUAUCCUAAAAGACGGAAGUAGUUAAUUCUGCUUUGAAGAAAUAAAGGGUAGGUGGGCUGCGUGGAGUCACGUCAUCAGCGGUGCUUAUCGCUGCCCGAUGCAAACGUUUCUCUGAGGAGCGAGCUUGCCGAUUUGAAGCCCACACAGAUGCGAGCCUGUUUGUCCUCUCUUGGCUGCUCCUGGCACAUCCGUUUCCUUCCUGCCCUGCACCCCACGAAGCAAGCCGGAGCGAACGCAGAGCCAUCUGGCUCGUCUCUUCCCAGGGCGAUUGCAGGAUGUUAUUAAUAGAUCUCUCUGUAUAAUCCUUGCCAAGACCCUGUUUGCCUUGCCACGGACGGGAGAGAGACCCCCACGGGCGCAGCUUGGGUUGGAGGUUUUUUAAUGCGCCUUCUUUCACUCCCCUCUGCUGCCACCUUGUUAAAGACGAGGAUGGAUCUUUUUCUUAACAUCUGGCUCACAGCGCCGUCCAAGACCUAACGGUGUUGAACAAGGCCUGCUUGGCUCCCAGCCCUCUAGACAUCAUUCUUAAUUGAGCCCAUGAUUAAAAACAGAAGCACCUUUUUAAUUAACACGCCUCUGUGCUCCAUCCGAAGACUGACUCCCAAAUUUGAAGGAGCCCUCAAAUUGGCUCCUUCCUACUCAUUGCCCUGACCGAGGUUAAGUACAGGGCCACGACCUGCAGCGAGUUCACCCAUCUUUUCAUUUUUGUCUGCUGCGAGCAUCAGCCUAGUUCUUUGCACAGACCUGAAGGAAGGAAUUUGUUUUAUGUCAGGCCAGAGCUGUAAUUAGUCCCAUCGUGGCCUUUCAUACGUUUGCGUUCCGCUUUUCAUUUUUGUUGAAAAGCUAUGUACUCUGGACACUCCCAGAGAAUAUCCAGGUCGAAACGAUAAUUUGGCCCAAUUAGAAAGAGCUGGCCAAUGGUGAACAUGGAAUACUGUCGUCGUUACACAGGGUGGCAUGACCCAAAGGGAGGCGUGGGUUCUGCGAUACUUUUGCUGGAUGAUUUGGCCAAUGGCCCCGUUCAGACAACACGCUAAACCAUGCUGCUUAACCACAAAAUGGUUCAUGGAAUGCAUCAACCUUAAUGUAUUCCAUUAACCAUUUUGUGGUUAUGCAGCAUGGUUUAGCGUGUUGCCUGAACGGGGCCUGUGUGCGUUAAAUUUACCAGACAAAAUUGCCCCACGCUCAACAUCUCUUGAACAGUCAAAGCAUAAGUAAUUUGGGCCAAGUAAGCCUGGAUAUGUACUCUUGCUUAAGAAUCUACAAAGUGUCUUGCUAGAGCAGAUCAUGUACAGUAUUGAUAGACCAACAUUAUAUCAAACCAUGGUUCCGAGUUUGGAUGUCCCAGGGAACUGUGAUUAGUUUAAAAGACAAAAAUGGCACAACCUAAAGCCAGCAUACAAUCCAUUGUAGCAGGCCAAUGUUUUUGUGAGGGUUCUCAGUCCAACCCACCCAUUCAGGCUCUCCCUUCUUUCUUGAGUUGAUAGUGGAAUAUACGGCAAGUAAUAUUUGUCCCCCAAGAUCAAGAUAGGCUUGUGACCUUCCUGUAGUCAGAAUUUCCCAAAGGGAAGCUGGGAUAGUCCCUUGUAGCAAAAACAACGGACAGUCUUGUGGCACCUUAAAGACUUUACACAUUUAAUCCGGGAUAAGGCUUCGUGGCCUCUGGUCCAGGUUGCCAGAUGCAGAGUAUUGUGGAGAGUUUCAGAUAUGGUGUGUGUGUGUGUGUGUGUCUACAGUGCAUAAGGAUGUGCAUCACCAACAUACAUACUGCAUAAACAACCUGAAACACUCCAUGAUGCUGCACACAUCUGACGAAGUGGACAGUGGUCCAUGAAAGCUUAUGCCGAAAUAAAUGUGCUGGUCUUUAAGGUGCCGCAAGAAUCUUAGGCCAUUUCUACACCUGCCUUUUCCCCCUGGAUCAUUCCUGCGCAUCCAAAUGCCACACAGGGAAUCCCGGGAGCAGGCAGGGACGAUCCCUCCAUUUUCCUGCGAUAACCUUUGGGUGUAGAAGGGCCUUAGUUGUUUGGGCUACAGCCAUAGUAAUACAUUGGUCCAUGGCUCACAAUUGAGUGCACCAGCCACGCAAACAGGUGGGAAAUCCUGGCCAAAUCUGCAUAGCCGUGGGCUUUCGCAUUGCGUGCAGGAUUCAGGCGCAGCGUAGGAAACCCAGACAGAAACGGCUACCGAAAGAGCCCCGGAUUCCGCUUGAGAGGCCUAGCUGACGCGCGACAUUCGACAGCUGAGCAAGCCUUAAAGGCGCCAAGUGAUGGCUGGGUCGCUGGACGAGUCACCUGGCUUUUUCACCGCAGCUGCUCUUCUGCGUCCGCAAAGCGUUCGCCUACUCAGCCUCACCUAUGACUGCUCCAGCUCUAGAAACGUCCUCUAUUUUGCAGAACAUUUCUUGGCUUUUGUAUUUCUGAAUAUACAUGAAUUGGUGGGUGUAUCCUGGCUACUUAUUUUAGGAGUCCUUUGGAAGGUUGUUGGAAGAUGGCAGCGAUUUCUCUUUGUUGAAUUAUUCCCAACGUGCUUGGCGAAGUCUUAUUCCCAACGUGCUUGGCGAAGUCUCAUUUUUCUGAUUCAUAGCAACCGUGGGUUCUGUCCAGUGCUAGGCUAGUGUGGUGUAGCGGCUAGAGUGUUGGACUGGGAGUCAAGAGUUCCGGGUUCUAGUCCCCACUCGGCCAUGAAAAUCACUAGGUGACUUGGGGUCAGUCACAGACUCUCAGCCUAACCUACAGGGUUUCUGUGAGGAUAAAAUGGAGGGGAGGUUAAUCAUGUAAGCCGCCUUGGGUUCCUUGGAGGAGGAAAGGCGGGAUUGAAUACUAAAUAAAAAUACUUAAGAGUCCAA